CUUUGUCCACGACAAAAGAGAAAGCUUCCACAUUUCUCGGAGCAAGGCGAGCGACUUUUGGCCGACGAUCCACCUUAAUAUAUCUACCAUAUUCCUCUUGACUCUCGGUUUUGUGAGGGCUGUGGUUGUUAUUUGUGUGCCGUUGUUUGUUCUUCAUCAUGGCGGUCGUCAUCCGUUUACAGGGACUGAGUGUCACGGCAGGUUCUGUGGAUAUUCGCAGGUUCUUCACGGGCCUUCAUAUUCCAGAUGGAGGCGUGCAUAUAAUUGGUGGAGAACUAGAUGAAGCUUUCAUUAUCUUUGCUUCAGAUGAAGAUGCCAGAAGAGCCAUGGCACGGUCAGGGGGAUUCAUAAAUGGGUCACCUGUAAGAUUGCUACUAAGCAGCAAGCAAGAGAUGCAGAAUGUACUUGAAAGAACAACGCAAAAGGUGGAGCUGGAUGAGAUUAGGCGGUCUGAGGGCGAUGGAAGAACCGCUCAAAGAUCCAUGGACCCUGAGGUGGGCAGAAGAUCAAGUAGCCGAUCUGGUUACAGCCCUCCUCCCCAUCACCAACGACUGGCAGACACUGAUGACCCCUAUGUUGUGUUUCUCAACGGGUUGCCUUUCUCUGUGACUGAGAGAGAAAUACGUGAAUUUUUUCAUGGUUUACUCAUUGAUGAAAUUGUUGUGUGUAAGAAGGAUACAGGGCAAAACAAUGGAAAAGGCUUUGCCAGAUUUGCAACAAAGGAGGAUGCAUUGGAAGCCUUAAAGAGGGAUGGGAAAUAUAUUGGGUCAAGGUAUAUCGAUGUUCGCACAACAACAGCCGACUAUUGGAUACGAGCUGGUGGUAGCAUGCCAGCAGCUGUCAAGACAAUUGAGAACUUUGAAAGGGGAAGAGCACCUGUUCGCAGUCAGAGAAACCCCCAGUAUGAAGCAAGGUCUCGAUCACCUGUGUCCCAGAGACCUGUUGCUCCUACAGAUGAAGAAUACUGUGUGCUGUUGGACAAUCUGUCUUUUGCAGUGGAAAAAGGUGACUUGAAGCACCUUUUUCAGAACUCAAAGCUUGAGAAUGACCAGAUUCUGUUUCUCACUGAUGAUUAUGGCAGAAGAACCAGGUCGGCCUUUGUACUCUUCAAGAACAUACGUGACUAUUGUGAUGCUAUAAGUCAGGAGAAAAGACAUUUUCACAACCGAUGGAUUCAUGUCCGGCCUGUCUCAAGAGAGAACAUGCUCAGGCUUCUGGAAUCUCAGAAUGACCCUACUGGGUCUCCAGGAAGCUCUGAAAGGCAUCAGGAAAGAUCCUCGUCUUUCUCAACAGAUCCUUAUGACUCUGAGAAAAUCUGUGCGUUUGUGAGAAAUCUGCCAUUUGAUGUGAGAAAGGUUGAGAUAAUUGACUUUUUUCAUGGGUUUAAUGUCACAGAGGACAGGGUACGGGUUCUGCAUGAUCAUAAAGGUAAUGGGGUCGGACAGGCUCUGGUUCUCUUUGGGUCUGAGGCAGAGGCCAUGGAGGCACUUUCUCUCAAUGGACGGCGGUUUCUGGGGUCUGAAGUUGGAGUGAAGUGUGUUACACGUGCUCAGAUGGAUCAGUUGACUGCAGAGCCACCAUCAAUGCAAGAGGUCUUGCCAAAAGAGGGGCACUUCUCAGGCAGGAACAAUGAGCCUUUCUGUGGACCUAGUAAUGACACUUCCUUCCUUGAUACAAGGAAACCCAGGGAUGGUAAUUUGUCUAUUAAAGAGGAACGCAUCCAUGGAGGUCAGGACUAUGGAUAUCGUGGGGUAAGACCUCGUUCUCCGCGGGAUAGGGGCAAUGGAGGACAUGGGAGGUUUGGUCCACCUGGUCAACGCUGUGAUGGUCCCACCUGUGUGCAGUUAAUUAACUUACCAUUCCAAAUUAGAAGUGAGGAAGUCUAUGAUUUCUGCUAUGGAUAUCGCAUCAUACCUGGAUCUGUCUCACUUCAGUAUGAGCCCAGCGGAAAACCGAAAGGCUCUGCCACUUUGGUGUUUGAGUCUCGUCAGGAAGCUUUAACUGCAAUUGAGGAACUGAACGGGAGGCCGAUUGGUCCAAGAAAAAUACAGCUUUUACUUGUUUGAAAUACAUUUGUGCGUUCACAUUUAAGACACAGUAACAGGCACAACUUUCAGUUUGUUUAUUUGGAAAGCUGGCAAUGUGGUAUAUAGCUCUUGUAUGAUUUCUUUUUCUUAAGUGAAUUUUUAUGUUUACUAGGAAGUAUUGUUGAGUUUAUUUUGGGUUUUCUAUUGAAUGGUUGGUGCUUUUCUUUUCAAAAAGUACUUCAGUAAGUUUUGAAACACAAUUUGGAACAUGUACAUGUCAUACAUUGUUUUUAAAAUUAAAAACAAUUGAUUCA
Messenger RNA from Xiphophorus maculatus (southern platyfish), 2341 nucleotides. RefSeq names its product RNA-binding protein 12B-like (gene rbm12bb). Gene Ontology annotation, molecular function: RNA binding. The transcript has 2 exons. The record is from RefSeq and is a predicted model, not a curated record. Gene Ontology annotation, cellular component: nucleoplasm; ribonucleoprotein complex. Gene Ontology annotation, biological process: regulation of RNA splicing. NCBI's taxonomy places the organism in Eukaryota, Metazoa, Chordata, Actinopteri, Cyprinodontiformes, Poeciliidae. Bases 159 to 2066 code for a protein of 635 amino acids.